This is a messenger RNA of Rana temporaria (common frog), 2363 nucleotides long. Its product is annotated as E3 ubiquitin-protein ligase TRIM39-like. The transcript has 2 exons. The record is from RefSeq and is a predicted model, not a curated record. NCBI's taxonomy places the organism in Eukaryota, Metazoa, Chordata, Amphibia, Anura, Ranidae. Gene Ontology annotation, molecular function: zinc ion binding; protein binding. The coding region runs from base 78 to 1736 and encodes 552 amino acids.
UGUAAACGUCCAGAACUGGUUAUACUACUUCUGGUGCCAGACCAUUUCCCUGGAACUUCUCUUUUCCAUUGUGAACGAUGGCUUCCAGACUAAGAGCCGAGCUGGAGUGUUCUAUCUGUCUGAACAUUUACUCUCAUCCCGUAAUGCUAAAAUGCGGACACAACUUCUGCCGGGUCUGUGUUGAGCUCUUGCUGGAUACCCAGGAGAAGUCUGGAGUUUUUUCCUGUCCGGAAUGCAGAGAAGAGUUCAGCAAACGUCCCGUACCAGAGAGGAACCGAAAACUUUGUAAUAUUGUGGAAAACUUUCAGUCUUCUCAGCCAGGACUGCAGGGGAACGGGAUCUCCUGUACUUUCUGUAUUGAUAUUCCUCUACUGGCUGUGAAAUCCUGUCUUCAUUGUGAAGCUUCUCUGUGUGACAACCACCUGCAAAUCCACAGCAAGUCACCAGAACACGUCCUAUGUGACCCCAUCACUUCCCUGGAGAGCAGGAAAUGCUCCGUCCAUAAGAAGAUCCUGGAGUAUUACUGCCCUGAGGACUCCAAAUGUAUCUGUGUGUCCUGCAGGCUGGAUGGAGAACAUCGGGGACACCAAGUGGAGACUAUUGAUGAGGCCUCUGAGAAGAAGAAGGAGAAACUUAGGCAUGUUCUGAAGGAACUUCUGGCAAAGACAGAGGAGAUGGAAAAAAGAGACCAGAGUCUGCAGGAACACAAGAGUAAAGUAGAAGAAAAAGCAGUUAAUGAAACCGAGAGAGUCGUUGCCCUGUUCAAAGAUCUCAGGAGACGUCUGGAGGACCUGGAGAAGAAAGUCCUGAAGGAGAUCUCCGGACAGACAGACGGAAUCUCCCUUCUGAUCCAGCAGCUAGAGAUAAAGAAGGAGGAGAUGUCCCGGAAAAUGCGCCACAUUGAGGAGCUGUGCAACAUGACGGAUCCACUGACUGUCCUACAGGAUACUGAUGGCUUCUGUGAUACUGAGGACAAGGAUGACAAGGACGGAAGGAGAUAUUUCGAACUGCCUAAUGAUGGAGGGGAUCUGGAUGUGGCUGGGAUAUCACACACUUUACACACAGGUUUAUCGAAUAUAAUAACAGGGAUAAAUGGAGCAAUCUACAUAGCGGAACCUGUAGACAUAUUACUAAUGGCCAGUCCGGCCCUGGAUUUGAACACAGCUCAUAAUAACCUACUUGUAUCAGAUGGCAAGAAAACGACAUCUUUGACAUGCGUAGACCAGAAUCGCCCACUAACACCAAAGAGAUUUCAGGGUUAUCCUCAAGUGUUAAGCUGUCAGAGUUUCUCCUCAGGGCGACAUUACUGGGAAGUAGACAUCAGGGGGUCCCCAUACUGGAGAGUCGGGAUGUGUUAUCCCAGUAUAAAUAGGAAAGGAGAGCGGUCACAGAUCGGAUUUAAUGCUAAGUCCUGGUGUUUGUGUGACUCCGGUCUAGUGAUACAUGACAGUAAAUCAAUACAGGUAUCUCAUGAUGACUGCGGUAAAAGAUUCAGGAUCUAUCUGGAUUACGAGGCCGGAAAGAUCUCCUUUUAUGAGAUGAGUGUCCCAAUCCAACACCUCCACACCUUCACCACCACCUUCACUGAGCCCCUCCAUGCUGUCAUAGGUGUGGGAUCUGGUUGUAUAAAAAUACGUGGGGGAAGAGAGAGAAGUGACAAAUUCUCCUGUAGACUGCUGACAUCUAUGGGAUAUGGGAGAUUUCCCCCCUUCCCGAACCAAUGCAAUUUGCAGUAAUCAGUUUUAUUACUGUGGAUAGAGUUAAAAUGGUCAUAGGUGUUAUAAUGUGAACAUGCAUGAAAAGUUAACCCCUAUGUCUACUGGACUAUAUUUUACCACUAAUACCCCCAUAUUGUAGCCCCUUAUUAUUGCUACUACAAAUAGUCUGACACCAAAGGUUGGGAUAAAACUGCCUGUUUACGGCCCCUUUAUUAAAAUAAAAUAAUUAACAGUAUAAAUCAAAAACAAAGCAUAAACUUUUCUGUUGCCGAUCUUUGGAGGCACUACUUAUCCAACUCUUUACUUUUUAUCUGCUUAACCAUUUUAUGGUCCCUGUCGCAUUGCAACCGACUCGGGGAUGAACCACUUCAGCAGAUAACCAUAAACUCCCAGUUAACCACGUAACUGGCAUUCACCAGGGACCCAUACCUCAGAUGUGUCCCAACCAUAAAAUCCCAGUUAACCACGUAACUGGCAUUCACCAGGGACCCAUACCUCAGAUGUGUCCCAACCAUAAAACACCCAGUUAACCACGUAACUGGCAUUCACCAGGGACCCAUACCUCAGAUGUGUCCCAACCAUAAACUCCCAGUUAACCACGUAACUGGCAUUCACCAGGGACCUAUACCUCAGAUGUGUCCCAAC